CUUCCGCGUCUUAUCUUCUGCAACGUGAUAACAUGUGGGUUAGGUAACAAAUCAUAUGCUCAUCUUCUUCCCCACCCGAUCUCCUCGCAUAUAAAUCCUCGUGCUCCGCGUUUCCAUCUCGAUCGCAACCGGACCACCACGCACACCACCAUGGCGUCCCUGCGGUGCAGCCUCCUCCUAGCUCCCGUCCUCCUCCUCUCCAUGCUGGCGGUGGGGUCACUCGCUGCCGGCCCGGGCAACAUCGCCGUGUUCUGGGGCCGGAAUAAGGACGAGGGCACGCUGCGGGAGGCCUGCGACACUGGCACCUACAACACCAUCCUCAUCUCCUUCCUCACCGGCUUCGGCGGGCACGUCGCCCCCUCGCUCGACCUCUCCGGCCACCCGCUCGCCGGCGUCGGCGACGACGUCAAGCACUGCCAGUCCAAGGGCAUCCUCGUCCUCAUCUCCAUCGGCGGGCCCGCCGGCGGCGCCAACUACUCCCUCCCUUCCCAUCAGUCGGCCGCGGACCUCGCCGACCACCUCUGGGACGCCUACCUCGGCGGCUCCCGCGCCGGCGUGCUCCGCCCCUUCGGCGACGCGGCGCUCGACGGCGUCGACUUCUACGUCGACCAUGGCGGCGCCGCCGCCGCCGACCACUACGCUGAUCUCGCCAGGCGCCUCCACGGCAGGAGCCGCGGCGGCUACCGCGGCGUGACGCUGACGGCGACGGUGCGGUGCGCGUACCCGGACCCGGACCUGACGGCGGCGCUGGCGACGGGUCUGUUCAGCCGCAUCCACGUCCGGCUCUACGGCGGCGACCUGAAGUGCGAGUGGGGCCAGUUCGAUUCGUGGAACAAGUGGGCGGCGGCGUACCCGGGGAGCCGGGUGUUCGUCGGCGUCGUGGCGUCGCCAGAGGCGGACAAGGACGCGUACCUAUUCCAGAAGGACCUCUACUACGGCAUCCUGCAGUUCGCACAGAAGGUGCCCAACUAUGGAGGGCUCAUGAUCUGGGACAGGUACUACGACAAGAUGAACCACUACAUCAGCAGCAGCUAAAUUAUUAAACCUUCGGUCCACAUGGAACUUAAUGUUAAAAGUUUGUUAUCCGCAUAUAAAAAUGGAGGAACUCGUGUUAUAAGAUCGGACACUGAGAGAGAUUGUCUUUGAUGUAAUAAAGAAGAGAGACUCCAUCUACAUUAUAUGUUCAGAGUUUUC
Molecule: messenger RNA, 1194 nt
Organism: Setaria italica (foxtail millet)
Lineage: Eukaryota; Viridiplantae; Streptophyta; Magnoliopsida; Poales; Poaceae
Product: xylanase inhibitor protein 2-like
Exons: 1
Coding region: 151-1035 (294 amino acids)
Biological process (GO): carbohydrate metabolic process
Cellular component (GO): extracellular region
Molecular function (GO): chitinase activity
Source: RefSeq, a predicted model, not a curated record